ACCCUUUCAAAAUCUACCACUACUGGUAGAGUUGUCAAAAGGAAAAAGGCGCAUGAUCAGGAAAGCAGGUGUUCCCUAGGUCCUAAUCUGUUUGAUAAGAAAGGCAGAAUAACUUGUCUGUGAAGCAAGAUCUCUCUACCAAGACAUCUGGGGGAGAGAGAGAUUUGCUUAGCUCCUUAAUCCAAUUUGUUUUAUUUGUAUUUAUGAACGAAUAUAGUGGAUGGUGCUUUUCCCAUAUUUGGCUUGUUUCUAUAAGAUUGGUUUACAGAGUUUUCUAUUCCAAACUGUUCUGCUGUUCCUCUUGAACUGAGCACUCCUCUCUCUCUGUCUCUUGAAUAAAGAGCGUCAUCGCAUCCACAUUGGAGGGCUCUGAGGAAAAUGAAGCGAAGAACGUAUUAUUAUCUCAUUGUUGCUUUGCAUAUCAUAAGCUGGAUUCUAGUAUCAACCAGGUCUUUAGCAUCUCAUGAUGUUACUUCUCAACAAGAUAAAGUUCCAGAGUUCAAGGGGGUUCCCAUUGACUCUAAACAGGGUCUUGAAAGUAAGGGUGGAGUCGUUUAUGGGAGCGAAGAAACAUGUAGUAGAAUGCUGGGAAGACUUGGAUCAAGGCCACCAAACUGUCGGCGCAAGUGUGGACGCUGCACUCCUUGUGUGGCCACUCAAAUUCCUGCAACUUCUGAUAAACUGGGAAUUCAAUAUGCCAAUUAUGAGCCUGAAGGAUGGAAAUGCAAAUGUGGCUCCACUUUCUUCAAUCCAUAAAUGCCUGGGGUCAAUCGCAACGGCUUUUCUAGCUCUCUCUCUCUCUCUCUCUCUCUCUCUCUCUCUCUUUCUAUCACUCUCUCUCUCUAUAUAUAUGUAUGUGUGUGUGUGCUACUGGGUAUCUGUAUAUAUCUCUGCAUUACCCCAAGUUGUAUACUCGAUUUCACUUUUAUCUUUCUUUCUUUGUUUCUUCUUCUUCUUCUUCUUCUCUGAAUAAAAAAAAAAAGAAAA
Messenger RNA from Theobroma umbraticum, 987 nucleotides. RefSeq names its product EPIDERMAL PATTERNING FACTOR-like protein 4. Gene Ontology annotation, biological process: guard cell differentiation; stomatal complex development. The record is from RefSeq and is a predicted model, not a curated record. Lineage: Eukaryota; Viridiplantae; Streptophyta; Magnoliopsida; Malvales; Malvaceae.